AGCUGAAGAUGACAAAUGGGGAGUGGCCAGAGUGUUGGCAGCUAGGAAUUUGGGGUUCAUUGGAAUUCAGAAUGCUGAGUCUGUACCCUCCAGCUGGGCUUCUCUGGAUCUGCUCAGUUUAGUCUGUCCUUCAGCGAGGCUCCCAACUAGAGCAUCCCAGCAGCAGUGCAUAAAGAUACUAUUCUUUCCUGUGUCGGCCCUUCUGUGGGUGAGGACUAGCUGGGUAUGACUUCCUUGUGCUGGCUGUUUCUCAGCACCCAUGUAGUGACUUCAGUCCCAGGGGAUCCAAUACCAUGGGUACCAGGUACAAAAGCCCAUACAGAAAUACAUACAGGGUAAACACUCAAAACAUGUUUUUUUAAAAAUAUUUAUUCAUUAUGUAUACAAUAUUCUCUCUGUGUGUAUGACUGCAGGCCAGAAGAGGGCACCAGACCCCAUUACAGAUGGUUGUAAGCCACCAUGUGGUUGCUGGGAAUUGAACUCAGGAUCUUUGGAAGAGCAGGUAAUGCUCUUAACCUCUGAGCCAUCUCUCCAGCCCCACUCAAAACAUGUUUAUUUGUUGUCUGUGUCUAUUGGUUCCCCCUCCCUGCUUCUGUGUAGCCCUGGCUGGUCUAGAACUCUCUGUAGACCAGGCCUGCCUUGAACUCACAGAGGUCCACCUGCCUCUGCCUCCUGAAUGAUGGGAUUAAAGGUGUGCACCACCACUGCCUGGUUCAGAACACAUUACAAAAAGAAGAAAAAAAAAGCCAGGUGUGGUGACACACAUGCCUUUGCCUUCAGCACCAGCACUCAGAGUGCAGAGGUGGUCAGAUCUCUGUGAAGUUUGAGGCCAGUUUGGUCUACAUACUGAGAUUCAGGUCAGCCAGGACUACAUAGAUCCUGCCUUAAAACAAGAGAGGGAAAACCAAUAACUCAAUUGAUUUAUUUUUAAAAAACUCAAAACCUUCAUUUUGUCCCUGUUCACAGGGCAUCCAGGUCAAGACAAGUGAAGCUGUAGUGUAAAGGAAGGUUAUGGUAUGAGCUGUCAGUGGUCAGCACAUAGAGAGGCAACACAGAAUACAAGCCCAGCAUGGUGGCGCACACCUUUAAUCCCAGCGCCACAUAGUGAGACCCUGUCAACAGAGGGAUCGCAAGCCUAUAGAUCUGGCAAAUGGACAGGAAAGGGCUUUCAAGAAAAGGCUCAUGAUGGCUAGGGAUGUAGCUCUGAGGGGAAAUGCUUGCCUGGCAUGCAUAAUACCCCCAGUUCUAUUCCCAGCAACAGGAAAAUAAGAAGGCUGUGAGAUAGACAUUAGAGGUGUGUGAGCUGUGUGUAUGCAUGAGGAGAAUCAAGCUCGAUUCUGAAAUGGCAGGCAGAGGUGCCUGGCCAGAUGCAGGAUAGGGGAUUAAUUAUAUUGCAGGUACUGAGGGAAAAGGGGAGGGAGAGGAACUAGAAAUAGAUGGGGAACAGCCUGAAUUUGCUGCUAAGGGGAACAGAAGUGUGACCAAAAGCUGUUUAUUUGGUGAUAUUAGGAAUUUAAUCUGAGAUACCCAGCCCAUGCAUGCUAGGCAGGUAUUCUGCCACUGGGCUAUACACUCAGCCCAAGAACUGUUUUUCAAAAAAUGUGCUGCAUUUUUUUUUCUGAGUGUGGAUAAAAAUGAUAGAGGAAAAGGGGGAAUGGAUGAUAACACAGAUCUGCCCACAGCUAAAAUGGGAUUCAAGGUAUCAGGGAGUUGACCAAACUGGUGGGCUGCACCUGCUCUGUUCACCUGUGUCUCAGAAACAACUGGUUUCCUAGGGACCUUCCCUCUGAAGAAUGAACAACAGGUCACAGUAAAGUGCUUGGCACUGCACAGUCUUAAUGUGUGUAAACUUUGCUUCUAUCUGGUUCUGUUCCCAGGGAAGACAGAGACAGACAACUGGGGGCUUAGCCAUGGUCUUCUACUACACCCCGCUUCUGCCAUGACCAUGAAGGUAGACUCCUUCAGUCUCCUACCAGCCUGGCAAUGGAAGCAUGAAGUGGGUCUGUGGGAUUCCCAGCCAGGGUAACUAGGUAGCAUCUGGAACAAGAUCGCAUCUCUGUUGCUUCUCCCCCUCCUUGAACUCAGGAUUAAAUAGCUACAGAUCAAUCCUGGAGACUAGAGAUGGAGACAGUCUAUGGAAAACAUGACCCAACUAGAGGAAAAGAACAGAGAUGUUCAACCUUCACCCCUGCUGGCCACAGUGGUCUCUGCCUCCCAGACAAGUGUCCCUGAAGAGAAUGUCCCCAUCUCUGACUCUGUCAUGCAGGGGACAGUGAGCAGAAAGGACGCCGGGCAGGGCUUAGGUCCCCGGCGCGUGGACCCUGUCGGGGGCGCUGGCUCGGCCCCGCCCCGCGCGCCCCCGUCGCAGCCGACGCGCGCUCCCGGGAGGCGGCGGCAGCGGCAGCAUCCGUAGCAUCAGCAGCCUCAGCAGCAGCCCCGGGCGGUCUCGGGCAGGGUAGACCGGCUGGACAAACGGACAGAAGGCACAGGUCCUGCCAUGGAGGGAGCCUCCUUCGGCGCGGGCCGUGCGGGAGCUGCCUUCGAUCCCGUGAGCUUCGCCAAGCGGCCCCAGACCCUGUUGCGGGUCGUGUCCUGGGUUUUCUCUAUUGCUGUGUUCGGGCCCAUAGUCAACGAAGGCUAUGUAAACGCGGACAGCGGUCCAGAGCUGCGUUGCGUCUUCAACGGAAACGCGGGCGCCUGUCGCUUCGGCGUCGUGCUGGGUCUCGGGGCUUUCAUCGCCUGCGCUGCCUUCCUGCUGCUGGACGCGCGUUUUCAGCAGAUCAGCAGCGUCCGAGACCGUCGCCGCGCUGUGCUUCUGGACCUGGGCUUCUCAGGGGUCUGGUCCUUCCUGUGGUUCGUAGGCUUCUGUUUCCUCACCAAUCAGUGGCAGCGCACAGCGCCAGGACCAGGCACUGCACAGGCUGGGGACGCGGCGCGGGCCGCCAUCGCGUUCAGCUUCUUCUCCAUCCUCAGCUGGGUGGCACUCACCGUGAAGGCCCUGCAGCGGUUCCGCCUGGGCACCGAUAUGUCUCUGUUUGCCACAGAUCAGCUAGGUGCUGGGGCUGCCCAGGCCUACCCAGGCUACCCAGUGGGCAGUGGUGUGGAGGGCACAGAAACAUACCAGAGCCCGCCCUUCACCGAAACCCUGGACACCAGCCCCAAAGGGUACCAGGUGCCUGCCUACUAGUAGCUGUUAGGCUUCGGCCCGGGCUGGAAGGCCACCUCACCAUCGUAGGCCUUGAGGCCUCCUGGGACCUUUCCUGAGUCCUACCGUCCCAGUGCCAAGGACAGAGAAAGUGGCCACUGUGGGUCUCUGGGACCAAGGGGAGUAGCCUCCCUAGGAUUCCUGGACCAUCCCCACAAAGUUUCCCCUAGUUAGAGGUCCCAGUUCUAAGGCCCUCUGAGAAGAAAACAGUACUGCCUGAAGUGGGCUGUCCUGGGAAGCAUUCCUUUCAUGGGCCAGCCAACCACGGGCUCACCUGUCCACUCUAGGGUCAGAAGUCCAGUGGCCUUCCAGGGCAGGGUGCAAGGGCUUCUGAGGACCAGGGAGAGGGAGCCUGUUUGCACCCUUAGGUGGGGUUAUGGCCCUUGUUCCCAGUCCCAUGUCUCUGUGGACAGUGACUGCCCUGGCUCCUAUUAUUGUGGUCCACCCUGUCCAGAGGCCCCCUCUACUUCCUCUUGCAGGAUUCCCUAGAGCAGCUCAGCCCUGUCGGUAUUGUGAUUGUGAUUAAGUCUUCAGGUUUCAUCUCAUAGUGCCCCCAUCAGCUGCCCCUCUUUGUGUGGGUCCUGCCCAGGUGUGGGUGCUUCUGCCCAGGAAGGUAUAGACAGCUGUGGGCCUGGGUACCCACUCUUCAGUAAGGCCUUCCGUAGGGAAGAGUGAGACAGCUGGGUACCUGGGUAGCAGGCAAGACAAGUCUCUUACAAGGUCUCAUCUGCCCGGGGUGUUGCUGAAGGGUCAUUCCUGUAAAUGGCUUAACCUUGCUUCCUGAACCAAUCCUCCCUAUUCUAUUGUCUGUUCCCUUUUAAGGCCCAGACCAGGUCCCUGUGCAUAGCAGACUACUCAUGCAUUGCUUGAAGCUGGCUUUUCACAUCAAGUCAAACCAAAUGCGUUGCCAUAUCUCAUUCUUCCAGACAAAAUGCCUCCCUGUGGAGUUGCAGUUGAUUGACAACCCUGUACGUUGUAGCAUAGACCAAUUAUGUGGGUACUUAAGUGAUCGUGUUUACAAUUUUUGUAUAUAUGGAUCUAUUUCUCUCUCUUCUGAAAGAACAAUCCGUGAUUGUGGAUUUUCAGUGUCCCCUGUUAUAACUGCAACUUCUUUACAAUAAAGACUGUAAAUGCAUUGACCACA
This is a messenger RNA of Arvicola amphibius (Eurasian water vole), 4349 nucleotides long. RefSeq names its product synaptogyrin 3 (gene Syngr3). NCBI's taxonomy places the organism in Eukaryota, Metazoa, Chordata, Mammalia, Rodentia, Cricetidae. Gene Ontology annotation, cellular component: neuromuscular junction; synaptic vesicle membrane. The transcript is spliced from 5 exons. The record is from RefSeq and is a predicted model, not a curated record. Bases 2498 to 3187 code for a protein of 229 amino acids.